CUCCAGUUAUGGGAUACAGGUGGAAUGGAGAGGGUUGCAUCCAUUACUAGCAGCUAUUACAAAUUUGCUGAAGCUGCCAUUCUAGUCUUCAGCUUCGAUAGCCCAGACUCUUUUAAUAUUUUAUCACAGCAUCUACUGGAUAUCGUAACGUAUGCAGAAAGUGCCAAAAUCUUCCUGUGCGGAAACAAGACAGACCUGCUCAAUCAGAACUCCGAAGACUCGAUCACUGAUGCAGAUAUUGAAAAUUUCUGCGAGCAGUGCCACAAUCUAGUGAGUGGAAUCUACAAAACCUCAUGCAAGACGGGGGCCGGAGUAGAAGAAAUGUUCACAGACAUUGCCAAACAGCUCAUUGGCACUUGCCGCGUCAAAGACAUUGAACUUGAAGUUAAAGACUCAUUUAAAGUGAGUGCUCUAGAUGAACCAAAUCAGUCCUGUUCCUGCUGA
Molecule: messenger RNA, 444 nt
Organism: Stegodyphus dumicola
Lineage: Eukaryota; Metazoa; Arthropoda; Arachnida; Araneae; Eresidae
Gene: RabX6
Product: RAS oncogene family member RabX6
Molecular function (GO): GTPase activity; GTP binding
Source: RefSeq, a predicted model, not a curated record